AUGCAGAAUCAGUCUCCUCCUUCCUCUCCUCACCCUCGCCAACCGAAUGCGCAUGUGCCAGAUUAUCACGAACAGGCCAUUGGCAUCCUAUCACUACCCGAGACAAAGCAACUCAUCAACCGUGUCAUCAAUGCAUCCGCAUCAGAUUUCAAGGGCAAAAGACGCCCGAGCGCAACUGCCUACACCAUAUUCCGUAGGAAUACUUACACCGGAUGCAAGGCAGCCUGGGCGACGAUGACGUGGGAAGAGAAGAAACCAUGGUAUAUGGCGUCGGACAUCAUUCGUGCUUAUUGCAAGCUCGGUCGUCGGGAGAAGCGUCGAAAACACUCUGAGGAAACGCGAGAAACAGACGAUGAGAUUCUGGGGAUUUCGUCAAAUGAAGCUGCCCAUACACUAAGUUAUUCGACGCACGAAAUAGGCUUUGACCCCUCCACGACCGCUCCUCUGGCUAUCGAUCCAGUUGCUACGCGCCGUGCUUCGCCGCCACACGCCAUCCCACGUCGCAGAGACAGCUUCGAUGCAUUGGUGUUGUCUCCAUCUCUUCAAGCACUUAUUGACGACUCCGUAGCUCCCUUGGUCGAGCCAUUUGGCAGUCCACCGCCCUUGAAUUACUCAGGCUCCUCAUUACUUCUGUCAAGCACAACCUGGCCGACCUCCCUUCAUACUUGGACAGGUCCUCUGCCGCCGCUCUGGAAUCAUGCCUCGCCCGAGUCCCCGCCGUUAGAUCAACAACUGGCUGCUGGGCGAUACGAGCCCAGUGGUAUCCCAAAUACGCUCAAUGAGAUUUCUGACGUGAACAUGGGGUCGACGGAUAACAGACAAGUCCGGAGCUCUAUACGGGCCUCUAGAGAAAAUAUGGCCUUCGCGGAAAAUUACGCCCAGCUACUCUUGGCGCAAAACACUCACACAAAUACUGCUUUCUCCGCCUCCGAUCCGCUGGACCUGUCGCUUUCCCAAGAUACCCUUUUUGAGCAGUUUGUGGAUUGGGGUGCAAUGGGAGCUGAUUUGGGGAUGUAA
Messenger RNA from Pleurotus ostreatus (oyster mushroom), 1017 nucleotides. RefSeq lists its product as uncharacterized. NCBI's taxonomy places the organism in Eukaryota, Fungi, Basidiomycota, Agaricomycetes, Agaricales, Pleurotaceae. The coding region runs from base 1 to 1017 and encodes 338 amino acids. The transcript has a single exon. The record is from RefSeq and is a predicted model, not a curated record.